Molecule: messenger RNA, 1125 nt
Organism: Microthlaspi erraticum
Lineage: Eukaryota; Viridiplantae; Streptophyta; Magnoliopsida; Brassicales; Brassicaceae
Source: the annotation of a GenBank genome assembly
AUGACCAAUGGAGGCGGGGAGGGUGGAAGUCAACAGAGAGAGCCACACAGGAAAAGAAGUGAUUUUACCUACGCGCUCGCUAGAAUGGCCGUGGCGCAGAUAUGCGAGACCGUCGAGAUCAACACUUACCAGGAAUCACAGGCGCGAGAAGGUGUGAGGUUCUGUGCUUUUCAGGAGUCCGCGCUCGAUUCUCUAACCGAUGUGGUGAUCCAAUACAUUCAAAGCAUUGGGAAGACGACGCAGUUCUAUGCUAAUAUGGCUGGUAGAGUAGAAGGUAAUGCUAUGGACAUUGUUCAAGCGUUGGAGGAUUUGGGGUCUGGAUUGGGGUUUGAUGGUGCUCCUGAUAUAGAGCAUUGUCUAGCUGAUUCUGGUGUAGUCAAGGAUAUUAUUCGUUAUACAGGGGAAGCGGAGGAGAUGCCGUUUGUUUACUCUCUUCCUCGGUUUCCUUUUAACAAAGGGAAGAGACGAGCUCCUAGCUUCUCUGAGAAUGGAGCAGAGCCACCAGAUGCGCAUAUUCCAGUUUGGCUUCCUGCUUUUCCUGAAACCAAGAUUUCUAACGGUGUGGAGGAGGAGACUAAUGUUGAGAAAGUAGAAGGAUAUGUGCAAAGUAAAGAGAACGGACCGUCUUUGGCGAGUGUGCAGCAGUCUGUGGAUGUUGAUAGGUUGAAAGUUCAGAAAUCUAUGGAUCCAAAGGAUGUUCAGAAACCAACAGAGGAGCCAGAAGGCAACCCGUUCCUUGCUGCACCAGUUUGGGUUGGAGAGAAGAAUGUGCCUCGUGUGUUUUACCCGUCAGAGCUUACAAAUGAAGAAGUUGGCGUUAGUCACGUUCCUGAGAAACAAAUGAACAAGAGCCAUCACAUUCCACCCCUCGAGGCGUAUGCUCCAUCUGAUAUGAUCAGCGAGAAGAACAGAUUAGCUGAAACGGAGGAUGGAGAGAGAAAAGAUGGUGCAAGAACACCGCGCGCCUUGCUUCGUUUUAAGAUUGGGAGUCGAAAGGCCUCUGUGUGUUGGACGACAAAACAGAGCUUAGAGGAGAAGGGUUGGUUUCAAGAGGAUGGAGACAAGAAGGGGAAGAAGGUAGAAUGCGAAGAGAAGUGCGAAAGUAUUGGCACUGAUGUAAAAUAG